AUAUGCGAAAAACAAAAUGUAAGCUUGAACUGCAAGUUGACAGUGUAGGAUCAAAGAAUUUACCACAGGUAAGCUUACAGUCAGUUAGUCAGCGCAGGCUGGUCGCGUGUGCGGAGGAGAGGGACGGAAGCUAUACUGUUACAUGCGCAUUAUCACAAUGACAUCAUGGUCUGACUCUGCAGCAUUGCAUCGUAGAUACGGCAUGUAAACGGGUGAAAAGAAAAAGGACAUGGAUACAAAUAUAUUUAAUUUCUCAAUAAGAAUGAGGAGGUGCUGGUAAUAUAUGCAAGUACCGCAACCGAAGACAGGACCCACUUAUUUCAGUGCAUAUUAGGUUUUCCACGGAUAAUCCAUAGUUGCAGCCGUUUUCGCCAUGGCUAACUCACGUGGGACAGUGGAGAUGGCGUCAUUGGAAUGUGCUGCCUCGAAUCUGGCAUGUGAAGCAUCACCGGAGCCUGACAGUGGGGCGCUGAGGAUGGUACUGGUGGGGAAGACAGGCACAGGGAGAAGCUCUUCUGGUAACACCAUCCUAGGGAGGCAGGCAUUCCGGGUGGACAUCUCUUCAUGUUCUGUAACUGGUCAGUGUGACAGACAGAGUGGAGCUGUGGCUGGGAGGAACCUCACUGUGGUCGACACCCCAGGGUUCUUCGACACGCGCCUCUCCCCUCAGGAGGUGACAGCUGAGGCAGGCCGCUGUGUGGUGCUGUCCGCCCCUGGACCCCACUCCUUCCUGGUGACCCUUCAGCCUGGCAGGUUCACUCAGGAGGAGCGGGAUGCCCUGGAGUGGGUCAAGGCCACUUUUGGACCAGGAGUCCUCAGAUACACAGUAGUACUGUUCACCUGGGGUGACCAUCUACAGGGAAAAAGCAUGGAAGACUUCCUGAAGGAGAGCCAGGAGCUCCAGGAGUUUGUGAGUAGAUGUCAGGGGGGCUACCAUGUCUUUAACAACAGCAACAAGAUAACAGACUGCACUCAGGUCACAGAGCUCCUGGAGAAGAUAGACAAGAUGGUGACGCAGAACGGAGGUGGCUUCUACACCAACGAGAUGUACCAGGAGGCAAUUCUGGGAGAGAGAAGGAUGACUCCAUUGAAGCAGAAGGAGGAAGGGGUGAAGACAGGGCCAGAGCCUCAGGGACCGGAGGCAGAGAGAAUGAGAAGGAGGGAAGAGGAGGAGAGGAGAAGAGAGGAAGAGGCAGCCAGAAAGAAGGCAGAGAAGUUGUUCUGGUGUGAGCUGGUGUCUGCCCUGGGGAAGGGGGCGGCAGAGGGAGCUGGAGUAACAAGCAAAGGGAAAGGGAAAGCAGUGAAAAAGGUUAAGGCGAUAGAGAGGGCAGCAGCUUUGGCUACCACACCGCUGUCAAUCACAUCAGCUGCCAAAGUGGUGGGAGGAGCUGUGAGAGAGGGAAGUAAAGUGCUUUACAAACACCGCAAAACUCUCCUACACUGACGGGGACUUUUAAUAUCCACUAUUAUUCACUGUAUGGUGCUGGGUUAUCAGGUAGAAGAUGAGGGUCUUAAAUAACCCGUAUAUUGUUUUCUGUCUCUGAAGUGCAAAUUAGUUUUUACACACUUAUUUAUCACUCAAAUGUGUUCUCUGAAAAUGACUUCAUAAGGUAGGCUUGCUAAAGAGCGCCGAUGCACUUUCUUCCAUUGACAGUCAUAGUUGAUAAACUAUUAAUGCACUAACACACGGAGGUAAAUGAUCAGAAAGUGAAUAAGAGUUGGUAGAAUACAAAAUGCAGUGUAAUACCAGUGUAAUGGAACUGCCACCAUCAUCCUUAGUAGAAGCCCAGCCCUGACAGUUGAGGAAGUGAUUCUAUUUGACCAGGUUGUCAUAGUGCCGCGGGAGUAAACAGGCAUUCAUUAUUGAAUACUCAAUAGAAAAGUGAAGUGUGCUGUGAAUUUUUUUUAAUGGUGUGAAUCGCUAGUGUGAGUAUGAAGGAGUAAACAUCCUGGUGUGAUGAAACAAUUUAAAGUAAUCAACACGAAGAACCAGUAAAUAUACCUUUUACGGACCUGAUUUACAAAUGGUGAAGGUUCUUUAAUGUUGAUCACUACAACAUGGGUGCCACAGCUGUAAAAGGCCCACAUAUACACAUUUAGUAGUACCAAGACACUUAGUGCAAGUACCUUUCCAUUUUGUUGAAGCAUUCAUCUGCAUUUGCCAUUGUAAUCCUGGUCUAAAAAUGUAGUCAAUAAAUGUUGAGAUAUGAAUGAACUCUAGUUAGUGAGAAAUAACGGUUGAUGUCUCAUCGCAUAGAAAAUAUAUGUAGUUUGAACUGUGACAUCACACAAAUGUGUAUUGGUUCUGCUUAAUGAAAUGCAAUAAUAUUAAAGGAAUGGAAAUGACUGGUAAAAAUCAAAGUACAGAAUACAACGUAUUUAAGAAGAACCUUGGUUCAGUCAAGAAGUGGACGGAUAUAAGAGUUACAUACAUGACAGUGGGUUCUGUAUGGCAUCUCCAUGGACUUAUUAUCAGAAAGGGAAGAACAUAGCACAACUCUUGACACGGAUGGCAAAUAUCACCCAGAGCAGCUUAAAUACAAGAUUCCCAAUGAACUCUGCUUGGUGAAACAAUGGAGGCCUUGAAGGUUGGUCACUGUUAUAUGUAGAAAUUGUGAAAAGACAGGAAAGCAGAACAAAUGUCUCACAUAUAUACAAUGUUUACACCAUUUUGAUGUAAUAAGACAUUCAAAAUAUGCCAUUUACUAGAAAAGGAAAAUAAGGCACAAACUCCAUUGGACUAAUUGAAGAGGGACAAUAUCUGCCUCAAUGAAAAAAAGUAGAAUAAAAAAGAAAAUUCCCACAUUAUUCAAUUUACUAAAUUCCCAUUAACAUUCAGUUCCACACCCUCAUGCACAAAAACAUAGGACAAAGUUCUUUGGUCAUUUUAGUCUAGGAAAAAGCACACCAACAAACGCACCAGGUACCAACAUCACGACGGUUGCCCUAUGGGUACAGUAUAUACCCCCCAGGGUAUACAGGGGGUACUGUGACACUGCAGACUGUAGUCCAUUACUAAGUAUGAUUGGUGGGCAGAGGUGCUUUCAGUUACUGAACUGCUCAACUGUCGCUUAAAACAGCACUGACUCUCUUUAGAUGGGCAUGGGCAGGGACAUCUUUCCACUUCCUCUGAGCACUGGAGAGGGACAGAGGCAAAGAGGGAAAGGGAAAUGGGAUGAAAUAUGUACUAGAAAUACAAUACAAAGUCAAAAUCCCUCCCUGGCUCAUACUUACCCCUGGUAACGUAAAGGUAGAAGAAGUCACAGUAGAAAAUCGUCUGCACCACACCGGACACCACAGCAAUCUGGUCAAAGAAGCCCUCGGUGUGGUAGCGCCACACCCAGUUGGCCAGGUACAGGGCUCGGUAGAGACCCAGGAAGAACAGGUAGUGGGUGGUGAUGGACUCUGCCUCGCCGGUCUUGGUGAUCAUGAAGAGCUGGGGCAAGAUGGCCACCGACUCCAGGUAGAUGGAGAAGGUCCACAGGAUCUGUGCACCAAAGAUAUGCAGUUGAGACUUCUAGGCCAAUAUUCCACAAAAGCAAAUAUUUUGAGUUUUAGUUGCCCCUCAUUUACAUUAUCUAUACCAUGACGUGAUAGAAUAGCUCAUUAAAUGAUAUUGUCAUGUUUGUCAUUUAUUAUCAUGUCUUGUCCCUGUGCUCCCCAUUCUAUUCGUUUCCCUCUGCUGGUCUUAUUAGGUUCUUUCCCUCUUUCUAUCCCUCUCUCUCCC
Molecule: messenger RNA, 3727 nt
Organism: Oncorhynchus gorbuscha (pink salmon)
Lineage: Eukaryota; Metazoa; Chordata; Actinopteri; Salmoniformes; Salmonidae
Product: GTPase IMAP family member 7-like
Exons: 2
Coding region: 374-1444 (356 amino acids)
Molecular function (GO): GTP binding
Source: RefSeq, a predicted model, not a curated record